CCACCUAUGGGAGAUGCCAGCACCAUAGGUAGCAGCUUUACCUGCAAUAUCACGGGUUAAGCCUGCUAGAUUUUCGUUCACUCUUUUUCUUAGGUUGGCUAUUCGUUCUGGUCUCAACUGGUCUGAGAUGCCCUUUGCAAAGCUCCCUGCCGCCUGGGACUGCUGUUAAUUUUAUAUCGUCAGUCCUACAGAGGGCACAGUGCCUCCCCAUCCGUUCUCACUCUGCGUUUCUCAUCUAUUCUGUGGGCUUCGCUAUUGGCUGUGUUGUUUGUUUCUUUCCACUUCCCAGCAGACCUGCCAGUUCUAACAUGAAUGCUGCUACUUUUAGGUUAUAAUUGUCCUGAUAAAGAUACUACUAGAAUCAGUGGUUGUCAGGUGACUGCUCUAUUGUUGCAUUUGGAAAUUCUUAAGUAGAGGUGAAUGUUUUUAUUGGCUCAUUUCUUUGUGAUAUCAGGACCUACUUUAUAGUUUCUUCAUGUGGGAAAGCCUACUGUUCACAUGUUUUAUUGUAUAUAGUCCUCAUUUUCCUAUUUGGAAAUAAUACUUUUAGGUGAGCCAAAUACAUCCUUUUAUGAAGCGGUCAAGGAAACCUGUGGCCCUUGCACCCUCCCCCUGAACUUGCUUGCUUUGUCCACCCCGUGGUAGACCCUGAGCUUUCUGGGACCAAGGCAUUUACGCAUGAGCACUGCCAGGGUGACAGUGUUGCCUUCCUGACUAUUGAACAUUCAUGUGAGGGCAUCUCAGUACAUUUAUUGUGUAUGUUGCAUCUUUUUUUUUUUUUUUUUUUAGCAUAAAAGUGAUAAUAUGGGAAAAUGGGGUGCCUGCUCAGAUACCUGGGAAGAACCAUGGUACCUGAGGGCUGUUGUAUUCUCCGGGUAAGGGAAAGGAACAGCUAGUUUGUGUGGCUAAAAACAAUGUUUAUAUGAAGAACAGAGCAUUGAAAGUUAACUCCUUUCUUUUUCCCCCUCAGGAUUAAAAUAUUUGCUGAGCAGUGGACCCAGAGACCAAUAAAAAUAAACUUCUACCUGAAUAUCAUUUGACUGGUUAGCCAGUUGCUGAUGAAUAUUCAAAAUGAGUGGACUAGGAGAGAACUUGGAUCCUCGGGCUAGUGACUCGCGAAAGCGUAAGCUGCAGUGUGAUACCCCGGGACCAGGUCUCACAUGCACAGGUGAAAAGUGGAGACGAGAACAGGAGAGCAAAUAUAUUGAAGAACUGGCCGAACUGAUAUCUGCAAAUCUGAGUGAUAUCGACACGUUCAAUGUCAAGCCAGAUAAAUGUGCGAUUUUAAAGGAGACAGUAAGACAGAUUCGUCAGAUAAAAGAGCAAGGAAAAACUAUUUGCAACGAUGAUGAUGUUCAGAAAGCUGACGUGUCUUCAACAGGUCAGGGAGUGAUUGAUAAAGACUCUUUGGGCCCUCUGCUGCUUCAGGCAUUGGAUGGUUUCCUGUUUGUGGUGAAUAGAGAUGGAAACAUUGUAUUUGUGUCAGAAAAUGUUACCCAGUAUUUACAGUAUAAGCAGGAGGACCUGGUUAACACAAGUGUCUACAGUAUCUUACAUGAAGAAGACAGAAAGGAUUUUCUUAAGAACCUGCCCAAGUCUACAGUCAAUGGGGUUUCUUGGACGAAUGAGACCCAGAGACAAAAAAGUCAUACAUUCAAUUGCCGUAUGCUGAUGAAAACGUCGCAUGACCUUCUGGACGAUCCGAACACCAGUCCUGACAUGCGCCAGAGAUAUGAAACCAUGCAGUGCUUUGCCCUGUCUCAGCCCCGGGCCAUGAUGGAGGAAGGGGAAGAUUUGCAGUCCUGCAUGAUCUGUGUGGCACGCCGCAUCACCACAGGAGAAAGAGCAUUUCCACCCAACCCCGAGAGCUUUAUUACUAGACAUGAUCUUUCAGGAAAAGUUGUCAAUAUAGAUACAAAUUCACUGAGGUCCUCCAUGAGGCCUGGCUUUGAAGACACGAUUCGAAGGUGUAUCCAGAGAUUUUUUAGUCUUAAUGACGGGCAGCCGGGGACCCAGAAGCGUCAUUAUCAAGAAGCCUACAUCCACGGCCAUGCAGAAACACCCGUGUACCGGUUUUCCUUGGCUGAUGGCACCAUCGUGACUGCACAGACAAAGAGCAAGCUCUUCCGCAACCCUGUAACUAACGACCGGCACGGCUUUGUGUCAACCCACUUCCUUCAGAGGGAACAGAAUGGGUAUAGGCCAACCCCAAGCUCUGUUGGACAGGCCGUUAGAGCUCCUGCCCCAGCAUGCAGUAGUUCUGUGGGUGGCGUGAAUGUGUCACCCAACCAAGGCCUACAGAUUCUGAAUAGCAGGACCUAUGGCGCGGCAGACCCCAGCACCACAGGGCAGAUGAGUGGAGCUAGGUAUGGGAGCUCCAGUAACAUGAGCUCGCUGACGCCCGGGCCGAGCAUGCAGUCACCAUCUUCGUACCAGAACAACAACUAUGGACUCCACAUGAGCAGCCCCCCGCACGGCAGUCCUGGUCUGGGCUCCAGCCAGCAGAACAUCAUGAUUUCGCCUCGUCAUCGCGGUAGUCCAAAGAUGGCCUCGCAUCAGUUUUCUCCUGUUGCAGGUGUGCACUCUCCCAUGGGGUCUUCCAGCACCACCGGGAGCCACAACUUUUCCAGCAGCUCUCUCAGUGCCCUGCAAGCCAUCAGUGAGGGCGUGGGGACUUCUCUUUUAUCAACUCUGUCUUCACCAGGCCCUAAAUUGGAUAACUCUCCAAAUAUGAAUAUAACCCAACCAAGUAAAGUGAACAGUCAGGAUUCCAAAAGUCCCCUUGGCUUGUACUGUGACCAGAACCCAGUGGAGAGUUCAAUGUGUCAGUCAAAUAGCAGAGAACACCUCAGUGACAGAGAAAGCAAGGAGAGCAGUGUGGAGGUGUCAGAGAAUCAGCGGGGCCCCUUGGAGAGCAAAGGUCAUAAAAAGUUGCUUCAGCUACUCACCUGCUCUUCUGAUGACCGGGGGCAUUCCUCCCUGACCAAUUCCCCCCUUGACUCAAGUUCUAAAGACUCCUCUGUCAGCAUCACCAGCCCCUCUGGAGUAUCCUCCUCGACGUCAGGGGGCGUGUCCUCCACAUCCAAUCUACACGGGUCGCUGUUGCAAGAGAAGCACCGGAUUUUGCACAAGUUGCUGCAGAAUGGGAACUCGCCAGCUGAAGUGGCCAAGAUUACUGCCGAGGCCACCGGCAAGGACACAAGCAGCACGCUUCCCUGCACGGAGGGAAGCGUUAAGCAGGAGCAGCUCAGUCCCAAGAGGAAGGAGAAUAACGCGCUGCUUAGGUAUCUGCUGGACAGGGAUGAGCCGAGCGAUGCCCUCACCAAGGACCUGCAGCCCCAGGUGGACACAGCAGAGAGUAAAAUGGGUCAGUGCAGCAGCUCCACCACCGCCAGCUCAAGCCAAGAGAAGGACACAAAAAUUAAAACCGAACCAAGCGAGGAGGGCUCUGGAGACUUGGAUAACCUGGAUGCUAUUCUUGGUGAUCUAACCAGUUCUGAUUUCUACAAUUCCAUGUCUACAAAUGGUGGUCAUCUGGGGACCAAGCAGCAGAUGUUUCAAGGAACUAAUUCUUUGGGUUUGAGAAGCCCCCAGUCUGCGCAGUCUGUUCGCCCUCCCUAUAACCGAGCAGUGUCUCUAGACAGCCCUGUUUCUGUUGGCUCAGGUCCUCCUGGAAAGAAUGUCAGUGCUUUCCCUACGUUACCAAAGCAACCUGCGUUGGGUGGAAAUCCCAGAAUGGUGGACACCCAGGAAAAUUAUGGCUCGAAUAUGGGUGGACCAAACAGAAACAUGACUGUGACUCAGACUCCUUCCUCGGGAGACUGGGGCUUGCCGAACCCGAAGGCCAGCCGAGUGGAACCCAUGGGCUCAGGUGCCAUGGGCAGACCAGCAGCAGAUUACAAUGGCUCUUUACCCAGACCCACGCUGGGAGGCUCUGUGCCCUCCUUGCCCCUGCGUUCUACCAGCAUCCCAGGUGUGAGACCAGUGAUGCAGCAGCAGCAGCAACUUCCCAUGAGGCCUAGUGAAAUUCCUGUGGGAAUGGGGGUCAAUCCCUAUGGCCAAGCAGCCCCAACCAACCAGUCAGGUUCCUGGCCAGAUGGCAUGCUGUCCAUGGAACAGGGCCCACAUGGGACUCAAAACAGGAAUUCCCUGGACGAUCUCCUUGGGCCUCCUCCUAACCUGGAAGGCCAGACUGAUGAAAGAGCCUUGCUGGAUCAGCUGCACACCCUCCUGAGCAACACGGACGCCACGGGCCUGGAGGAGAUUGACAGAGCGCUGGGCAUCCCUGAGCUGGUGAAUCAGGGACAAGCUCUGGAGCCCAAACAGGAUGCUUUCCAAGGCCAAGAAGCAGCAGUGAUGAUGGAUCAGAAGGCCACGUUAUACGGGCAGGCGUACCCUGCACAGGGGCCUCCGAUGCAAGGAGGCUUUAACCUUCAGGGACAAUCACCACCUUUUAACUCGAUGAUGAAUCAGAUGAACCAACAAGGCAACUUUGCUCUCCAGGGAAUGCACCCGAGGGCCAACAUGAUGAGGCCCCGGACCAACACCCCCAAGCAGCUCCGGAUGCAGCUGCAGCAGAGGCUGCAGGGCCAGCAGUUUUUGAAUCAGAGUCGCCAAGCACUUGAAAUGAAAAUGGAAAACCCAGCUGCUGGCGGUGCUGCCGUGAUGAGGCCCAUGACACAGCCCCAGGGUUUUCUUAAUGCUCAGAUGGCUGCCCAGCGCAGCCGAGAGCUACUGAGUCAUCACUUCCGACAGCAGAGGGUAGCCAUGAUGAUGCAGCAGCCUCAACCCCAGGCCUUCAGCCCGCCCCCCAAUGUGACCGCCUCCCCCAGCAUGGAUGGCAUCUUGGCAGGACCUGCGAUGCCACAAGCACCGCCACAGCAGUUUCCGUAUCCACCAAAUUAUGGAAUGGGACAACAGCCGGACCCAGCUUUUGCAAGAGUGUCCAGUCCUCCGGAUGCGAUGAUGUCAUCAAGAAUGGGUCCUUCCCAGAAUCCCAUGAUGCAGCACCCUCAGACUGCACCCAUGUAUCAGUCCUCAGAAAUGAAGGCCUGGCCAUCAGGAAACCUGGCCAGGAACAGUUCCUUCGCCCAGCAGCAGUUUGCCCACCAGGGAAAUCCUGCAGCGUAUGGCAUGAUGCACAUGAAUGGUAGCAGUGGUCACUUGGGACAGAUGACCAUGCACCCAAUGCCCAUGUCCGGCAUGCCCAUGGGUCCUGACCAGAAAUAUUGCUGACGUCUGUGGACCAGGUCCUCUGAGGUCACUGUCAGGUGACCCUGUGCAGGGACCGUCGGGAGGGAGUCGUUUGGAGUGUCCCUGUGGUUUCCGUCCAGGGCGUUGCAAGCGAUGUCCGAGGUGGAUGGACUUCUAAGCUGAAGCGCAGUGUCUGCCUGUGUCCUGGUGUCCAGAGGACGAGCGUGUCUGGCGUCACUCCUCCCAGGGAUGCGACUCUGGAGAUAUGAGGUGUCACUGAUCGCAAAAUUCCCUCGUGUCACUUCUUUCUGCCUUGAUAGCCAAAGUCUUUCAGAUAGUACUAUGUAGGUGGCCCGAGGACAUCGAGAGACUGAGAGCAGUGUUGGACCAAGAACACAGUCGCACUCCUCCUGUGUGUUCGUCCCUACUGAGCACUUCCCUUGGAAUUGGCUUUCCCUACUCGUGUCCUUAGCUGCUGGUGGCGAACACUCAGUCCCUGACGGAGAUUUCGGUGUGUCCCCACGUUCUGUAAUGCUUCACCUCUAGGGAUUGUCACUCAUGUCAGAUGGCUUUGCAGAAGGGAAAAUGAGACGACAGUAUUUAAUUGCAGCAGUAGCAAAAGUUUUACAUGCUAGCGUGCAGCCGAGUGCACUUUAUUUAAAACGUAAGGAUAAAUGCAAUAUUCUUGAGGUCUUGAGGAGUGAACCACAUUCCUGGUUUUUGUCUAAUCUGUUGGACAAGAACUAUGAUUUUUUUCUUUAAAUACUAGUGUCACCCUUUGCCUAUAUGGUAGAGCAAUAAUGCUUUUUGAAAAUAAACUUGUGAAACUCAAGGCCAGGUACUGCAUUCUGAAUCAGAAUUUUGCAGUGUUUCUGUGAAUAGUUUUUUUUUUUGUAAAUAUGACCUUUAAGAUAUUGUAUUAUGUAAAAUAUGUAUAUACCUUUUUUUUUUUAAUCACAACAACUCAUUUUUACAGAGUUUGUGAAGAUAAAUAUUUAACAUUGCUGAUUUCAGUAGCUCAGUGCGGUGGGCUGCCAACACAAGAGCCCUGCCCUCAACUGUGUGGCGUGGGCGGGGACAGCGGCCGGCAGCUCUGCCUCCUCCAGCCUUUGAGGCCUCGCCCCUUUCCAUCUCACACUCUAAAUGCUUCUAAAAGAUCAUUUGCUUAAGAUGUAGGCAUUUUAAAUUAAAAAGAAAAAAAAAUCUUCUGCCAAAACCAAGCACUUUUAUUAAUUUAGGAGGAAAGAACGGAUAUGUGGAGAUAAAUUCUUUUUAAAAAUCAGGAAUCAAAAACAAGCAGUUUGAUUUAAAAGAAAUCUGGCUUUUUAUUAGUCCAUAAAUGAAACAGUAGCAAUUCUUUUUAAUUAAGUUGUCUUUUCAUCCAUUCUGGGAGGAUUUUGGUUGCUAGGACCCGGAUCCCACGUGAGUUCCCAGGAGUGUAAGCUUGGGCGUACUUCCUGCCCUUCUGCUCGCACGACGUGGUCGUGACGUGCCCGCGAGUUAUGAGUAGUGUCCCUAAAUGUGGUCUGCCGGGGUCUGGAUCCUGUACACCCCCUCUCCAGUUUACCCCGUCUCCUGCAGCUGCCUUUCCCCCCGACACCUGCAAACUGACUUAGGAGCAGGGGGAAAAUCAAGUUUUAAUUCUUUUAUUAGGAUUAAUUAGGUUCAAAACCAAUUCAUAGAGCUGGGUUUUUGGAAUAUUUAUGAAUUUCAAAGAUCUCUGCCAGCAUCGGCAUAAUUUUCUAGCAAUACUAUAGUAAUACUACAAUAAUUUUUUUACAGUUGUUUUUCACACCUUCAGCCAGUCUUUGUAAAUGUCUGAAGGAAGGGGGGUAAGAUGGCUUGAUUGGGAAGAACAUUGGCCCUGAUGUUCCCAGAGCCACCACGAGGGGGCACUUUGUUUUUUUCCCAAGUGUAUAGAGCAUUUUGAGUCUCCUACCCCUUCUCCACUGGUGUUAAAAAUAAAGUUGGGAUUAUAAGUGCAUAAACUUCCCCUCAUUGUACUUUUCCGGUGACCCCUUCUCCUGUCUGCGGGGUUCAGGUAGCGCAGAGGACGAGCCUGUCCUGACCAGCCGUGUCGGAUGUGUUCUGUACUCCGACAGAACUCAGAACCCAGCAGGAGCUCGCCGCCUGCCCUCCUCCCUCAGGCCUGGCUCUGGGCUCACCUCCUUUUUAUAUGAGGGACAAUUUAAAUUUAUUACAAGUGUUUAUAUUUUCUACCUAUUCAUCCUAUUGGUGCAAACUCAAGAUUUUGAUUCUCUUUUGAUCAGUGCCAUCUUUGAGACAUUUAGUUUUUUAAUCUUUCUUGCCCUUUUAUCUGUUUUGGAUGAUGCUCUUUGUACUCCUGCUGCCGGCCUCUCUCCACCCUUUCCUCACCCCUGCGCAAACCUAGGUAUCUCUCUGAAUGACCAGGACAAGUCCGCUUUUCAUCUGCUUUUAGAAAUGUGGGAUAUUUCCAGUACCUACCUUUUUUUUUUUGUUUUGCUGAAUCCAAAGAUAUAUAAAUUUAAAAUAUAUUUUAUGAAGAUCAAAAUGAUAUAACACAUACAUGUUUUUUCUUUUACAAAAACAGAAGCGGCACUAAUGUUCAUAUUAAUGCCACUCUUUAAAUCGCAUCUGGAUCAAAAGGUGUAAAUAUCAAUACACAGUCCUGCUUAGACUCAGCGUUUACUGUCUGCAGGGGGAGAGUGGAGAGGCAGGCUCAGCUGACGAGAGCCGGCUCCUGCCCUCGCAGCUAGACGGAAGCAGCUGGAAAGAAAUGAGACGGAUUGCCCGUCACCCUUGCCUGUGCAGAAGCUUGGGGCAGCGUCCCCAAGCAGCGUGAGUGGCUUUCAGCCGCAGGGUCACUGCAGCAGCGGGCAGCAUGUGGCCGCUUCAUGAUGGAAAUGUCAGGCCUAGAGCAAUAUCUCAAUUCUCAGGAAUUGAUUUAGAGUAUUAAGAAUGAAUUGUGUUUCAGUCGAGUUUACAUUAAGCACUGCUUUAGAAUCCUUUCAUCCCUCAGACCCCUGAGACCACGAGAGAUGACUCCAGAAGGUCCCCUGAGCUGUGAGUGCUUCGCUGGCCAUUUUAGAUGUGACUGUAAAUAAAGGUUUCUAUUUAACGUUG
Molecule: messenger RNA, 8298 nt
Organism: Ochotona curzoniae (black-lipped pika)
Lineage: Eukaryota; Metazoa; Chordata; Mammalia; Lagomorpha; Ochotonidae
Gene: NCOA3
Product: nuclear receptor coactivator 3
Exons: 22
Coding region: 1072-5235 (1387 amino acids)
Biological process (GO): cellular response to hormone stimulus; positive regulation of transcription by RNA polymerase II
Cellular component (GO): nucleus
Molecular function (GO): protein dimerization activity; nuclear receptor binding
Source: RefSeq, a predicted model, not a curated record